Molecule: messenger RNA, 889 nt
Organism: Schizophyllum commune H4-8
Lineage: Eukaryota; Fungi; Basidiomycota; Agaricomycetes; Agaricales; Schizophyllaceae
Exons: 3
Source: RefSeq, a predicted model, not a curated record
UAUGUGUCCUUACUGACGCUUCGCUUGCCAGUUCAUCUACUCGCUUAUUAUUCCCUAUACACCUACCCUAGGUCCGUCCUCCCUCCCUCCUCCCCGUCCUCCCUUCCUCACCGUCCUCCCUCCCCCCUCACCUAUGCCCACGCUGACUGUUUUUCCCAGUCUUUACUCUUGAAUGCAAACUCCCCAUUGUGUUUUUUGGUGAGGCGAUUACUGAUCGUCUUUUGUCCUACUACGUUGCUGACCCGGCCCAUUAGCUACUUUACUGACCCUCCCCUCCCUCGCCGACUCGCCCCUCCCGGGUCCCCCACCUCGGUCUGUCUGUCACUAAUCUCCUCCCACUCGGUCAGUCACUAUCUCGCUCCCUCGCCCGGCUACGAAGGGAUUACUGAUGUUGUAUUGCAGGGCUAUCUACGUGACUACGUGCGAGGGGGACUACGCGACUACGAACGAGGGGCCUACUGGACCACCUCCGCGACCCCACGACAACUACCCUCGCCGACUCCGCCCCCGCCCUCGCCGACUCCGGACCCCACCCCACCCCUCGCGCGGACCCCGCACACCCCUUGCGAGGACCCCACCCUUCGUGCGGACUUCAAGCCCCACCCUCGCACGGACCCCACCCUCGCACGGACCCCACCCCACCCACCCUUCGCCACCCUCCCCGCCCCACCCUACCCGCCGUCGACUCCGACUGUAACCGCACCGAAGGUAAGCCCCCUCCCCUCUACGACCCCCUUCGACUAGACGACUGACCCCCGCCGCGCUUAGUAAGCUCGGCCGCGCGCGUCGUCAUGCUAGAAGGGGAGGGGAGGGGAGAGGGUAGGUGGGAAGGGGGGUGGAGCGAUGCGAGAUGGAAAGGGUAGGUGGGAAGGGGGGGGGAGAUGAGGGG